Molecule: messenger RNA, 2459 nt
Organism: Spinacia oleracea (spinach)
Lineage: Eukaryota; Viridiplantae; Streptophyta; Magnoliopsida; Caryophyllales; Amaranthaceae
Product: protein CHLOROPLAST IMPORT APPARATUS 2
Exons: 3
Coding region: 935-2236 (433 amino acids)
Biological process (GO): regulation of DNA-templated transcription
Cellular component (GO): nucleus
Molecular function (GO): protein binding
Source: RefSeq, a predicted model, not a curated record
AGUGGUCCAGUAACUAUUGUUGGCAUCUGAAGAAAAGGUUGGCUCUUGCCCUGUUUUCUUAACCAUCAGUUCAUUACUCAUAAGAACACACACUCCCACCUCUCUGUUUCUGAGAGUCCCACUCUUCUGCUUUUGCGGUUUUGCUAUCUUCAGAGCUUCUUUAACAGAUAUCAGAUUUUUUACCUCUUAUCUCUUCUCCCCUCGUGACCUGCUCAAAUACACAUAAUCGCCCAUCAACUCUCUUCUCUCUCCUUCCCCCAUUCCCUUCCAUCCCAACCCCCCCAGUUUUGAUUGUGGGGCUAAAUUUUCCCUUUUGAACUCUCAUCGGGUAUAUUUUCAUUUUGCUGACUUCUGAUUCUUCACUGCAAAACCCAUCCACUGUUAGAUUGUGAUUUUUGAGCUUUGUGCCUUUCUUUCCUGUUCUUAGUCUUUUCUCCCAUCUCCUUGCGAUUUCCCUUGUCCUGUAUAAAUAGAAAGAAUAUCCAUUUUCUUCCUACAUUUCCAAUUGUAGCAAUCCACAUUUUAAGAAUUGCUCCUUCUUGUCAAUUCAUAUAUGGGGUUUUCCAGGGUUUUAGCUUAGAGCACAAAAACUUCCCUUGUUUUUGCAAAUUGGGUUUGGUAAACUCUAGAUUUUCCCUCGUAUACUGUUUGUUGCCUUUUGCUUUUGCUCUUUUAGGGUUCAGGGUUUUGGCCUUUUGCCAAAUUUGGUACAAAGCACGAAGCUUGUUUUCCACUCUUCUUGAUUGACAUUCCUUUGGUGAAGUUUUGAAUUCUCCUUAUUGCCUCUCAAAAGCUUACUCAAUUCUCAGUUUUGAAUUCCCUAAGCUUCUAAAAGCUAAUGAGGAUCAAUUCUCUCUUGUUCAGUCUCCCAUUGUUGAGUUCUAAUUGAAUUGAGACUGUUUGAUUGAAUUUCAGUCAGGGAUUCAUUCCAACAAUGAGCUCCUGCUUGAGUGGAGGUGGACGGGCAGCCUAUACAAUUGACCUUGAUAUUAUUAAAUCCCCCUCAACUUCAACCCGUACCUCUCAUUCUUCGUCGCCUUCUUCGACUAUAUCAGAAUCAAGCAAUUCUCCACUAGCAAUCUCAACUCGAAAGCCAAGGACACCUCGAAAACGCCCAAAUCAGACUUACAAUGAGGCAGCUGCCUUGCUUUCCACAGCUUAUCCAAAUAUCUUCUCCGCCAAGGAUAUAUGUAAGCCUGGCAAAUUCAUCAAGCCCCGUGAGUACUCUUCCUUUUCCUUUGAAGAAACCUCUGGUGAAUUGCUCCUACCUUUCCCAGUUGAGAAACCUGUAUUUCAUAUAGAUUCAACUGUCUAUGGCAAGUCAUACUCGAAUGACAUGGAUGAAAUCGGUUGCCAAACGAAUUCCUCUAAUUUAUCUGAUGGGUACGAAGAUUUCGAUGCAGAAUCUAUCCUUGAUGAGGAAAUUGGAGAGGGUGCUAUAGACAGCAUAAUGGGGGAUAUGAGUGAGUGUGUCGAAGGAGAAUCCACGACUUGCUCUGAUGGCGGUGUUGGUCCGGUUAAUUUCUGUUAUGGUUAUCCUGUGGGAUUAGGACUAGGAUUAGGAUUAGGAUUAGGUGGGAGAUUUGAUUUUGGAUUUGGAUUGAUGAGAGGAGGAGUGGCCAAGGCAUUUAGACAAAGUGACGAGGGAGAUUGGUGGAGAUUUCCUGCUGUUGAUGUUGGUGAAAUUUCACCAAGGUUUAACAAGCCUUUGCCAGCUGAGAAGAAGAAAAAGUUGGAUAAAUUAAACACCAAGCCCUCUUCUUCAACCCCAAAGAAAGAUAUUUCAGUGUCCAUUCCCAAAUCUAGUUCAGCCCUGAGCAAGGAAAAUUCAUCCUCAAGUCCUAAGUCCAGUUCAACAUCAUCAGGCAAGGAAAAUUCAGCCCCAAAUCCUAAACCCAUCCCUGGGGUGCUCUUGAAACUGAAUUAUGAUGAGGUUUUGAAUGCUUGGUCAAAUCGGGGUUCGCCUUUCUCCGAUGAUGGCUCCGAGCUUUCUGGAAGUGAUGCCUUGGCAAGAUUGGCACAGAUAGAUCUAUUUGGUGAGUCUGGGGCCUUGAGGGAAGCAAGUGUUCAGCGGUACAAGGAGAAAAGGCGAACGCGAUUCUUUUCAAAGAAGAUUAGGUAUCAAGUUAGAAAGGUUAAUGCUGAUCAACGACCGAGAAUGAAGGUAUGCAACAAUGCCAACUUGGGGCGAUUUGUUAGAAGGCCAAAUUCAUCUGGGAGUGAAGAAAUAAAGUAGCAAAUGGUCCUUUGGCCUCCCAGUCCUUUUAGCUUUUACCUUAUAGGAGUUCACACUUUUUGUAAGAAUUUUGCAAAUUCCACACACUAAACUGUAGCUAAGGCUAGGUAACAGGGAUGAUUGAAGAGCUGUAGUGUCAUUAUUCCCUCAAUUUUUUGUAGUCUUUAAAUCAACGGUUUGUACUUAGCAGCUUCUUUCAAAUAAGAAGAUUUGUUGGUGAGAA